AGAGCAGAGGGAGGAGGAGGAGGAGGUGCUUUUAGGAUUAUCUGGGGUCUUUGCCAAGGCGGUAGAGCAGAGUUUGAACCGCUGUGGCGCACAGGGACAAAACAGUUUUUGGUGUUUUCACUGCGGAGGACAGGUCGCUAAAAAGUUCCCACUCAUUAACACUUGGAGCGAUGGAGUAAAAUCACGAUCCGAGCCUAACAACAACAUCUGCGAGCUUGAAGGAUGUUUCUGGAGAUGGCCUGAACUGUUCUUUUUUUUCUUCUUCAAGAGACCUUUCUACACACAGACUAACCCUGCAAUUUGCGGAUUGGCAGGAGAGCUCGGAGCAUGCAGUUUAUAGAGACAAACUCGGGUUGAUCCCAAUCUGGACUUUUAGUGUUGUUUUUAUUUUUUUUUUUCCCUCUCUCAGGCCGAGGUCGGGGAGGAGAUGAGUGCUCAGGAUGGGACUGUGCCUCGGUACCGAAAUCACAGAGGAGAAGAAGGCGAGGAUACACAGUGCGAAGCUAGACAGAGACCUGUACGAGUACGCCAAACGGGAGAUGAAUGUGGUUAAAAUCCUCCUGUUAGGUGCAGCAGAGAGCGGUAAAAGCACUUUGGUCAAGCAGAUGAAGAUCAUCCACAGUAAUGGAUUCACCAAGCAGGAGCUCACCAGCUUCAAGCCUGCAGUUCUGGAUAACCUCCUGACCUCCAUGAAGUUUGUCCUCCACGGCAUGGGCGUCCUUCGGAUCAACCUGGCUAACAACAGGAACAAGGUCCACGCCCAUUCUGUCCUAUCGUGUGGGCGGUGCUUUGACGAAGAGCAGGUGCUCUUUCCGUUCAUUAGCCACGCCCUGUCCUGUCUGUGGGUCGACCAAGGGGUGAGGACCGCGGCGGCCCGAGGAUACGAGUAUGAGCUCAAUGACUCUGCACUGUAUUUCUUUGAGAACAUGACCCGCAUCACUUCUCCAGAUUACGUGCCCACGGAGACAGAUGUUCUGCGAGUACGACUGAGGACAACAGGCGUGAUAGAGACCCAGUUCAAAGUCAACCACCUAAUUUUCAGGAUGUACGACGUUGGAGGCCAGAGAACUGAGCGGAGGAAGUGGAUUGGUUGUUUCGAGGAUGUCAGGGCCGUGCUGUUUGUGGUGUCGCUCAGUGGUUACGACAUGACCCUGGUGGAAGACCCCUCCAUGAAUCGUCUCCAGGAGAGCCUGAAACUCUUCUCCAGCAUCUGCAACAACGUCUUCUUCCGCAGCACGUCCAUGAUUUUAUUCAUGAACAAGAUAGACCUCUUUCAAGACAAGAUUUUACAUUCUGAGCGACAUCUGCGGUUAUACCUGCCACAGUUUAAAGGUGCAGACUGCGAUGUGGAUUCGGCGGCCCGCUUCAUUGCUGCCACGUUCGUCUCGCUCAAUGCCACGCCCAGCAAACUCAUCUACCACCACUUCACCACAGCCACAGACACCUCCAACAUCCAGGUCGUGUUCCAGGUGGUUAUGGACACGAUAAUCAAAGAGAACUUGGAGGCUGUUUCGCUCCUGUAACAAGACUUCGCUGCGCAGUCGGCCUCAUUUUAAAGACUCAAAUAGUGAAAAAAGGUGUUGAACAGAAACAUGAAGAUCAUCUGCUUCAAACGUUUUGUCUUUUUUUUUCCACUGUUGCAUUUUCAUCCUCUGCCAUUUUUGAUUUCAAAAACAUUGAAGAAGACGGAUCACUUGGAUAAUUCUUUGUCGUGGGGUUGAGCCCUGAAAAGUUGACUUUUGCAUCCUUGUGCUGAGACUAAUGGGCAUUUAUAUUUUUGUACUGUACUGUAGAAUCAGAGUAGGAAUGGUGAUGUUAUUUUCUGAUGACUUGAUAUAUGCACAUACCAUUUAUUUGCCCAUCUCUUCCUCUGUGUAUGUGUGUGUGGGCAGGACACAGAGGGUGUGAGGAUUUACUGUUUGUCCUUUAUUCCUCAGCGCAGUGUUCACUCAUGCAUACCAUCAUGUGUUUUCCGCUCAUCCAUCACUGUGUCCUCGCUGUGCACAUCCUGUGCGUCACACCCUGCUAAUGAGGUGGUGAUCGCUGUAAAAGCACCUCAGUUUGUGUUGACUUGCCCUGAGCUGAAAUCGCACAUACACACUCCAUUCAUUUUAAUCUGUGCUUUUGCUCAGUCCCCAGACUUUUACCAAUCAGCGAUGAUGCUGAGAAACUUUAAUACGAGAAGCAAGAGAGAGCGCAUGUAAAGACACAUCCCUGAAGCUUUUAAUUUUCUUCCUCUCAUGAUUAUUGUUUUAAUAUCUCACUCUCUGAUUUGUCAACUAGGAUGAUGCCUCCUAUAUUUGAUUUGUGUGGCAUAAACUCUGCUGGGGUCUGUUUGGAAGGCUCCCUUGAGCAACUGACUGUUAUCACACUAACUCCUCUUCUGUAAUAAACAAAAUAUGGUAGUGACUGAUACAGUCUGAUAUGAAUACUGUAGGUGAAAGAAAAGAGAAAAACACCCCUAAGUGCCUUAUGAUGAAGUGUUGUUGUUUUUGUUUUUUUUGUCAUGUACGUGUAUGUAUGUUUCCCUUUUCUCUUUAUUUCCACUUUCGGAAUAAAUCUUUGUAUCUCUUUUGUAUAGUCAUACAGACCAUGCGCUCAGACUGUUAUUUGAUGGUUUGUACCUUGUAUUGUACUGCAACUUUGCAAUACAAAAUAAAUGUGAUAGGCUGACUACCUUAUAUAUGUUUUCU
Molecule: messenger RNA, 2693 nt
Organism: Larimichthys crocea (large yellow croaker)
Lineage: Eukaryota; Metazoa; Chordata; Actinopteri; Sciaenidae
Gene: gnav1
Product: guanine nucleotide binding protein (G protein) alpha v1
Exons: 9
Coding region: 441-1523 (360 amino acids)
Biological process (GO): Rho protein signal transduction; adenylate cyclase-modulating G protein-coupled receptor signaling pathway
Cellular component (GO): heterotrimeric G-protein complex; cytoplasm
Molecular function (GO): G protein-coupled receptor binding; GTPase activity; G-protein beta/gamma-subunit complex binding
Source: RefSeq, a predicted model, not a curated record